GGGCUGAUAGGGAAUAAUGGGAGUGGAGUAGCCACAGCAUGAAUCUCGUUCGGUCUACGAGAGAGUCCCAAUUGGGGAUUUCUCAUCAAGCUCCGAUCUUGACGUGAAAAAUGCCCUAGCUGUUAAGGAUUCGUCCUGGUUUCUCGAGUUGUUCUUCGGAAUUUUUCUCUCAGCGUAAUGAAUUUCUCGUCGAGUUGAGGUUUUGUACUGAUAGAUUUUAGGUUCAUCAGGGAGAAGGCGGCGAUCGGAGAUAUUCGCUGUAAGUUUCAGCUCUUGCUUGGGAUUCUGGACGGAUUUUCUUCUGUUGAUUUGAAGCUUCCUCUUUUAUCCCUUGGGGUUGGAUUGGAUUGGAUUGGAUUGGAUUGGAUCUGCGUCGAGGGAGGUCGCUGCGCUGUGCAGAACUGAAGAUUAUCCUCUUCGUUGGAGGUCGUUUGGAAUGGCGAAAGAGGACUUGGUGGAGCUCAAGUUUAGGAUCUUUGAUGGCACCGACAUAGGCCCAAACAAGUAUGAACCUUCCACCACUGUCGCCUCUCUCAAGGAAUUCAUACUCGCACAGUGGCCUCAAGGAAAAGACAUUGCUCCAAGAACAAUAAAUGAUGUUAAGCUCAUAAAUGGGGGGAAAAUAUUAGAGAAUAACAGGACCAUUGCUGAGUCCAGGGUACCAGUUGGUGAGCUUCCUGGUGGUGUCAUCACUAUGCAUGUUGUCGUUCGGCCUCCUGUACUCGACAAAAACAGUGAAAAGCAAUUGGUGAAAUCCAAACGGCACAGUAGAUGCCGUUGCACGAUCCUCUGACCAACAAGAAGGCCACCAAACGAUCAAGAUAUCUUUAGUAAGUCGUCUGCUCUUGAAACUUUAGCGUAAACUUGGCUGUAAAAUCCAGUUGCAUAACACCAGUUUGCACCAUUCCGACAACUGGAGGAACUAAAUACACGCUUGCUUUGCAUAUCUAGUUUUUGUUUGACUGUAACCUCGGAGAAAUUGUGAUUGACGCCAGAAAAUUUGCCAAAAUUGAUUGUAACUUGCCAGAUUCGAGCCUGUGUACCUUGAUCUGAAACAAGAGAAAUAUAUAUUUGCUUCCAUUUCUUCUA
Molecule: messenger RNA, 1089 nt
Organism: Zingiber officinale
Lineage: Eukaryota; Viridiplantae; Streptophyta; Magnoliopsida; Zingiberales; Zingiberaceae
Product: membrane-anchored ubiquitin-fold protein 3-like
Exons: 3
Coding region: 437-793 (118 amino acids)
Molecular function (GO): protein binding
Source: RefSeq, a predicted model, not a curated record